Aspergillus alliaceus is the source of this 684-nucleotide messenger RNA. RefSeq names its product class I SAM-dependent methyltransferase. The coding region runs from base 1 to 684 and encodes 227 amino acids. Lineage: Eukaryota; Fungi; Ascomycota; Eurotiomycetes; Eurotiales; Aspergillaceae. The transcript has a single exon. The record is from RefSeq and is a predicted model, not a curated record.
AUGACGAAGGCGGAUUAUUAUGGCCCUACCAGUGGCUCCACCGGUAGUUCAUACCAAAACGCCUACGCAAAUGACCAUGUGCUUCUCAAGUUUAUUGACCGAGCUUUGAGCCACUUGCCUCCACAAUCCCACACUUUAGAUGUUGGUUGCGGUACCGGGAAUCCAUUGGAUGUAGCCCUGGAGGCGGCCGGGCAUCAUGUAUCGGGUAUUGAUCUCUCGCCCACGAUGGUGGAGUUAAGCAGAAAGAAUGUCCCGGGCGGCACAUUUCACACUGCCGACAUGAAAUCUUACGAGCCUCCGAAAGACACACGCCUAGAUGCGGUGUUUAACGUGCGCGCCCUCUUCAACCAUACCAGACAGGACAUUGAGGAAUGUGUUGGGAAGUGGGGAAGGUGGUUACGUCGCGAUGGACUUCUAUGUAUGGUUGUGAUUGAAGCGGAUGGCAUGGAUCCAAAGAAGAUGCAAGGCGGAUUUGACAAAGAUGGACGAUGUGCGAAGUUCAACAGGCGAUUCAUGGGACACGAGGAGGUCCAUUCAUUAUUUACUCGCGCCGGAUGGAAGCAUCUUCUGCGCGAGAAUGGGUUCGAGGUUGUGGACGAGCUCGUGGACCUGUUUGUCCCACCAGCAUGGGUCGACUCCGAUGACAUGCCACAAUAUUGUUUCGUUGCCAGGAAGGUGGAAUGA